UUGUUUGCGGAAGUUGUGAAGCUGUUACCCUCGCGGCGAGUGUUACUAAAUGUUUUCCUAACAGUAUUACUUUAAACGUUACUAAAUGUACAGAACAACUUCCAGGAGAUGUCAUUUAUCGACGAGGGUACAUUUUACAUAGAGAACAGAUAAAAACAAUUGUGUUCACUGACAUUAAUGUAUUCACGUGUAGCCCGCGUGGGUCAUUCUUCGUCACUGACUGUGUUUUUUAACGUCCAUUCGGUUUAUCUUCAUUGUUUUCAGACAUUUCUAACGUCAGCUGUUUAAUCUGCUAAACCAAAUUUGGACGUCGGCUCACGGCUGAGUCGUUGCCCAGAAAGGUAGCGGGCACUGCGGGCUCACGGUUUGACAUGAACCCACCGAAGCGGCUCUGCUCCACAGAAAAUGCAGAAGCACCGACAGGAGGGCAGGAAGAGGAAAGCAGAGUGAGUAUUGUCAUGCCAAUGUACAAUGCAUCCUGUUGGCUGGAUGAAUGUCUGCAGGCCAUAUUACAUCAAGACUUCACUGGAAUCAUGGAGCUCUCUGUCUUUGACGACGCAAGCACUGACGACUCCAGGACAGUGGUUGAGGGCUGGAGGGAGAGGCUGGAAGCGAGGGGCAUCUCAGUACUGAUCUCCGGCCACAACUCUGCCCAACCCAGAGGAGUGGGAUAUGCAAAGAAUAAGGCAGUAUCUCAGAGCUGUGGCCAAUACUUGUGCUUUCAGGAUGCGGAUGACGUUAUGUGUCCCCAAAGAGUACGUCUGCAGUAUGAAGCAUCUGCCCUCCACCCAAACUCUCUGAUUGGCUGUAAAGUUCGGAGGCUUCCCGAGGGAUCUACCGAGCGUUACACACGCUGGAUCAACACCAUCACUCAGGAUCAGCUCAUCACACAGGUUUACACGUCUCAUGGGCCCACAGUCGUCAUGCCGACGUGGUUCUGCUCAAGGCACUGGUACCUGAAGGUUGGACCGUUUGAUGAGGGAGGCAAGGGAGUGCCGGAGGACUUGCUCUUCUUCUACCAGAGUCUUCGUCAGGGAGGGGGCGUGGCCAGAGUCGACCGGUGCCUGCUGGUGUACCGUUACCACGAGAAGGCCACCACGCACUCUGUAACAGAGGAAACCAUUUGGAAGCUGCGCGUGGACUUCCUGCAGGAGAGAGUUCUAAACCAAUGGGAGAGCUGCACCAUAUGGAACGCCGGGAAACAGGGCCGGAAGCUGUACCGAAGCCUGAGCCCGACCAAUCAGAAGAAGGUCAAGGCUUUCUGUGAUGUCGAUGAGAACAAGAUCCAGAAAGGCUUUUACACAUACGAGGAAUCCAAGCAAAGACCCAAGCCAAAAAUCCCAGUUCUGCACUACAAAGACGCCUCCGCCCCGUUCAUUAUCUGUGUUAAACUGGACAUGACAGAAGGCGUUCUGGAGGGAAACCUCAGCUCUUUGCAGCUAAAGGAAGGAACAGAUUACUACCAUUUCAACUGAUCGCUCAGAGUGACGGAGACGUCAAGAGGAGCCCUGCGGCUUUACGGGCUAAGAGGAAUGCACACAAACUGAGGGAUAGGCAGGUGAUAAGAACAGAGUGAACUGAACACUGAGACAGAGUCGAUGACAAAACCAAGACCAGGGAAAGAGUAAGUUAUAAUUCAUUGUAAGUGCCAAAAGACACUUUUUACGUAUGUUAAUCGAAAGUUAUCAAAGUAUUACUCAGCAAAGUUGAUGGAAGUGCUGAUAAAAGCACAACAGUUACACCCCAGCCCGGUUUCCCGCCCGGUACAGACCAAGACCAAUUACACUUUCAUAUCUGUUCAUUAAAUAUAAAGCUUCAGCCAGGAGGCGCAUGGUAGUCUACUUUGUUUUGGUACCACCUCGGUCGAGGUUCCAAAGUGAACUGAGCCGAUAUUAUAAAUUGAGGUUAUAACACGGCGAUGGAGAGAUCCAUCACUAUUGCAACAUGGGACAUCCUGCACUAACCUGCCAUUCUUAAUUUGCCAGGAUAUCCUCAAUAGCGAUCACAUUUAAAAACAUUCUCUUGACCCAGAUUUUAAAUAAUGUCAACCCGCAAAAACCAGUCAGCAAAGAGUCCCGCCUACAUUGACAGGGUACUAUCGGCAGUGGAAAAGGAAGUUGAGAAAAACCCCUGGUAACAAAAGGGAGUCGAGUUGAGCCGAACCUCGCAGUGCAAGCAUAUUCUUACUUGUCAUAUCACGUUUUUUAUAUUCUUACGAAAACAUAAAUGAAAGAGGCAUAUUACACACAAAUGUUUCGGACUAUUUCUUGGUCAAACGCAAUUUUUACAGUUUCUGUACAAAUCAAACAAACUAAAUAUAACAGGUGAAUUAGUGAUCUCUAGAUGUUGUGCCCUGUAGAUUGAGGCUAUUCUUUUCCCCCUGUUUCCAGUCUGUGUGCUAAACUAAGCUGACUGUCUCCUGGCUGUAGCUUUAUAUUCAACUGACAGAUAAGUUAGAGAGAAAACAUUUUCCUAAAAGAGAGAAAAAUAUCAAACUAUUCCUUUAACAAGCUUGAACAUGGGUGUGCGUGCUCAUAGAAGUAUGGAGGGGUGAUUUGGUAAAGAAGAGGCCCUUGUGUUUUACUCUUCGGAGGACAUCUAUUUAUCAUGCAAGAGGACAUGACUAUUUGCCGAUGUUGGCCAUUGGAGGAAUAAAAUGUUAUUAUGUUUUCUAA
Cottoperca gobio is the source of this 2675-nucleotide messenger RNA. RefSeq names its product queuosine-tRNA galactosyltransferase (gene qtgal). The record is from RefSeq and is a predicted model, not a curated record. The coding region runs from base 372 to 1475 and encodes 367 amino acids. Lineage: Eukaryota; Metazoa; Chordata; Actinopteri; Perciformes; Bovichtidae. The transcript is spliced from 12 exons.